Messenger RNA from Lacerta agilis (Sand lizard), 1472 nucleotides. RefSeq names its product suppressor of cytokine signaling 1 (gene SOCS1). Gene Ontology annotation, biological process: phosphatidylinositol phosphate biosynthetic process; intracellular signal transduction. The record is from RefSeq and is a predicted model, not a curated record. NCBI's taxonomy places the organism in Eukaryota, Metazoa, Chordata, Lepidosauria, Squamata, Lacertidae. The transcript has 2 exons. The coding region runs from base 331 to 954 and encodes 207 amino acids. Gene Ontology annotation, cellular component: phosphatidylinositol 3-kinase complex. Gene Ontology annotation, molecular function: 1-phosphatidylinositol-3-kinase regulator activity.
GCAGCGGUUGCAGCAGCAGCAGCCUCGGUGCCGCGCAGCGCCCAUCGACGUGGCUUCGCGGCGGCCCAAGCGGAUGAUGCGGCUGCCGAGACCCGGCAGGGAAGCACCAGCAGCAGCUCGGAGCGGAGGCGGUGCCACGGCCGGGCGCUGGAAGGCGACAGCAGCGACUGCAGCGGCGGGGGCGACGGCGGCGGCGGCCACCCUUCCCAGGAGUGCCGGUCCCCUGUGGUUAAGAAGCAGAGGCGCGUCGCCGAGGAGGGCCCCAUCGCAGUAGAGCUCCCCAGGCCCUGGAGGCUAUGGAAGACCACACCGGUGGGCCAAGUCUGUAGGAUGGUAGCACAUAGCAGCGUGACUCCUGAGAAUGGGAUCGCGACAGGCCUGAGGUGUCGACUUGAGCCCUCGCUGCGGGAAGCCCUGCAAGCCCGAGUCCCUCGCGCUCUCGGCUGUGCCAGCCCCGUGCCAGCGCCCCGUGACACCCACUUCCACACCUUUCGCUCGCAGGCGGACUUCAGCACCAUCAUUCGCACCAGCGCCUUGCUGGAUGAGUGCGGCUUUUACUGGGGGCCGUUGUCGGUCAACGCGGCCCAUGAGAAGCUCAAAGGCGAGCCCGUGGGGACCUUCCUCAUCCGGGACAGCCGGCAGAAGAACUGCUUCUUCACCGUCAGCGUCAAGACUGCCGCGGGACCCACGAGCAUCCGCGUGGUCUUCCAGGCCGGCCGCUUCAGCUUGGACGGCAGCAAAGAGGUGUUUGACUGCCUCUUCCAGCUGCUGGAGCAUUAUGUCAGCUCCCCGCGGAAAGUCUUGGCCGCCCCGCUGCGCAAGGAGCGCAUGCGGUCCUUGCAGGAGCUCUGCCGGAAAAACAUCGUGGCGACGUACGGCAGAGAGAACUUAAGGGGCAUCCCCCUCAACCCGGUCUUAAAGGAUUACUUGGAAUCGUUCCCUUUCAAGUUGUAAGGGGCUUGCAUUAAAUCGGCUGGUGCGGCUGGGAGAAGGCGGCGACGGGAGAGGAAGUCGAGCCCCCGGAGGUCGCUCUUGUCUGUUGCCGCUUUUAAAACAAGCGCACAGCUAUGACCUUGAGGUCAGCGAUCCGCUGGCUCGCAGGGAGCCCUGUUCAGGGUGACGAGUCGGCUGUGGCGGAAAGCUUGGAGUUGCGCGGAGACUCCUUUGGCGCAGUGACUGUUGGGAUGUGCAGACUGCAGCAGUGCAGGCGGACGUCGGGAUUUUUGGAAACGUGUCCGUCGUGAACAUACCUAUUUUUGUAGCAGUUCUACUGUAUGUGGUGGAGGAGGAGGAGGGGUGGAACUUGGAACACUUGACUUCUAAUGUUUACAUAACUCAUAACUGAAAAACUGUUUGCACAAAGCAAGGCUACGGGAAAGUCUUGAGAAUAAUGUUUUCUGCUGGGCAGAACGUGCUGUUAUUUUAUAUCUAUUUUUUUAAACGGGGUAAUAAACCUUAUUCUAAAAGUUUUU